GUCCUCGGAUCCUGCGAGGUUUCGGCAGGCAUAUAGUAUAAAAGCGCGUCUUCGCGGACGAUAGUAUAACAAGACAACAACCGUAGUCAACAUGCACGCUUUGCAAGUCACCGUUUGUGCGAUCCUCGUCGCGGUAGCCGCAGGCGUUCCGUUGAAAGAAGAUGAAGUAGUACCGAUUCUCUAUCACAAUUCAAACGGGCCUGAACCAGACGGCUCGUACUCUUACAGCUUUGAGACCGGAAAUGGUAUCCGCGUUAACGAACAAGGCGAGCCAAGGAAGAGCUCGCAAAAGGAUUCCGAAAGCGAAUAUGCCCUUUACGUGCAAGGAUCAUUCAAUUAUCCAAGUCCCGAUGGUACUCCAAUUUCAUUAAACUACGUCGCCGAUGAAAACGGAUUCCAACCUCAAGGAGAACAUCUGCCAACUCCACCACCUGUACCGGAAGCCAUCUUGAGAGCUCUCGAUUACAUCGCCGCUCAUCCCGAGGAAGACAAACAGAGGAAGUGAAUGAUUUUAUUCCCUUUGCAACAAAAUAAGAAAGAUAUCUCGGACGAAUAACUAAUCGAACAGUGAUCGAUAUCCUUUUUUUUUUCUUGUAUCAUCGCUUCGUUUAUUGUUCGAAGAACGAAAGAACGAACGAACAAAGAACGAUGCUUUCAUAUAACGGAGACAACGAACUAUGGAUUAGUUUGAAGAUAAACAACGAAGAGUUUUUCUUCUUCUUCUUUUUUAUUUUAUUCUUUUUAUAUAUCGUUAUAAAGGAUACCACAAGACGAGAAUGUUCGUCCGGAUUUACAAUAGUGUAAAUUAUUUCAUUGAAAUUCUUUCUCUCUCUCUCUCUCUCUCUCUCGUAGUACGUAUUCCGCUAUAAUAUUAUCUCGAGACGUUGAUUUGUUUUCCAAGUUCCAAGAUAAUACAGCACGAUCUUUAAAAUAUGUUUUUCUUCGAGAUCAAAACAACGUUCUUUGGAUGUAACCUGUAUAUACAUAAAGUCGAAGACUUCCAAGUACUACGGUCGUAUUAUUAUUAGUACUACUACAACCACCGCCAUUAAUACUACUGCUACACUAGCUCGACGUUGUUACUUUUGAGUUAUCUCACGCGUUUAUUAUAUCAUGUAAAUGAAAGAAAUAUAGUUAGUUUCGUUUCGACGAGGAAUUCAUUAAGAAUACUUUAAUUAGAGUACAGAACGUCAUAGCUUAUAUAGAAACGUUUAUAUUAAACGUUUGAUACGACGGAAAUAUACAGUGACAUAAUAAAUACGACGAAGCUUCGAAAA
Vespula vulgaris is the source of this 1277-nucleotide messenger RNA. RefSeq names its product endocuticle structural glycoprotein SgAbd-2-like (gene CPR21). The coding region runs from base 92 to 505 and encodes 137 amino acids. Gene Ontology annotation, cellular component: chitin-based extracellular matrix. Gene Ontology annotation, molecular function: structural constituent of chitin-based larval cuticle. NCBI's taxonomy places the organism in Eukaryota, Metazoa, Arthropoda, Insecta, Hymenoptera, Vespidae. The transcript is spliced from 2 exons. The record is from RefSeq and is a predicted model, not a curated record.